AUGGCUCAAUACGGUCUGCUGGAAGUACACAAGGGGGAAAAUGCGCAAGCUGACAUUAUCUUUCUGCAUGGAUUACGGGGAGACCGAGAAAAGGCGUGGACGAAGAAUGGAGUAGUCUGGCCCAAAGAUCUAUUGCCCGACGACAUUCCAGCGUCUCGCAUAUUUCUCUUUGGUUAUGACACCAAUAUCACUAGUGCCGGCCGUUCGGGUGCUUCCAAGACUGAAAUCCAUAGUGAUGCGGAGGACGUGUGUGCGAAGCUGGCAGCAGAACGCUUAAGCACACAAACGGUGGACCGACCAAUCAUCCUCGUAGCUCAUAGCCUUGGGGGGCUAGUUGCUGCUCAGAUUCUGGUUCAUGGGGAGCAUAAACCUGAGAACUCGGCAGAAGCAUCCAUCGCCAGGAACGUCCGAGGGAUGAUAUUUUUGGGAACGCCGUUCCGAGGAUCCUCUGUGGCGAAGCCUGCUGAGGUUGUCCGCCGAGUUCUCAAUCUUUUCAAGGUCGACACUCAACAGCAAACUCUAAAGCUUCUUGGUGUUGACUCCGAGCGGCUGGACGAGCUCACGAGAGCAUUUCCGGAGGUUCUUAAUAAACGCAGAUCCUCCAAAGAUACCAACUACCGUAUCGAAGCAUUUUUCUUCUAUGAGACUCUAAAGACAAGAUGGGGCAUAGGAUCGAUUCAGAUCGUCGAAACUGAGUCGGCUCAAAUCCAUGGAUGUGGCGAUGCCGCACCCAUCCGCGCUGAUCAUAUUGACAUCUGCAAGUUCGAGACGAAGGAUGCUGACGGCUAUGCUAUUGUGGUGGCGGCAAUUCGGAAAGCCAUGAUACCACCAGAUACAUCCCCACCAAACGGCGGAAAAGUCAUCAAUAUCCUUGGGAAGGCUAUAAAUGUUGCUAACGAUAGCAUUACCAUUGGUAGCCAAGUGAACCAUCUGUAG
Messenger RNA from Fusarium fujikuroi IMI 58289, 936 nucleotides. RefSeq lists its product as uncharacterized. The record is from RefSeq and is a predicted model, not a curated record. NCBI's taxonomy places the organism in Eukaryota, Fungi, Ascomycota, Sordariomycetes, Hypocreales, Nectriaceae. The coding region runs from base 1 to 936 and encodes 311 amino acids. The transcript has 5 exons.